Molecule: messenger RNA, 1313 nt
Organism: Ornithodoros turicata
Lineage: Eukaryota; Metazoa; Arthropoda; Arachnida; Ixodida; Argasidae
Gene: Syx5
Product: syntaxin-5-like
Exons: 10
Coding region: 44-1240 (398 amino acids)
Biological process (GO): intracellular protein transport; endoplasmic reticulum to Golgi vesicle-mediated transport; vesicle fusion
Cellular component (GO): Golgi membrane; SNARE complex; endomembrane system
Molecular function (GO): SNAP receptor activity; SNARE binding
Source: RefSeq, a predicted model, not a curated record
ACGGUUUCAAGCCGGAUAUCUUUAUACGUCAUUUCCGUCGUUUAUGUUUGUGUGUGUGUCGUGGAAACAACUGAAAGAAGGCAAAAAUUUCCUGGUCUCAAAUGUGUCAGGCCACAAGUUGGGAUGCCCCAUUGUGGGCUAUCCCAUGAUCACCCGGCGUAGACGAACCGCCUCGGGGUCGGAACGCGAGGAAGCCCCUUCCUCACGCCCCUCCGGGGUGGUACACCCCAUACAGGGCUUUUCCUCAGGUGGGGUCACCACAGCUUCCGGUGUGCACGACCUUUCUUCUAGCAGCAGCUACGUCCAAGACAUGACUAGCAGGGAUCGCACGAGAGAGUUCAAGUCGGCUGCCAAGCUCAUGCAAGGCAGGAUGGGCAACGGCUACGUGCAGAGGAUCGGACCACAUGACAGGUCGCAACCUGGUUACGGAGAAUUCAUGCACGUUGCAAGGCAGAUAGGAAAGGACAUUGCCAACACCUUUGCCAAGUUAGAAAAACUGGCUUUAUUGGCAAAGCGAAAGACCAUAUUUGAUGACCGACCAGUAGAAAUCGAGGAGUUGACGUACAUAAUAAAGCAGGACAUCAGUAGUCUGAACAAGCAAAUUGCGCAGCUCCAAGAUGUGUCCAGAGCGAGAAACUACAGAGGCGCCAAACACAUGCAGUCGCAUUCCAAUUCCAUUGUUGUGUCAUUGCAGUCCAAGCUGGCAUCGAUGUCCAGCGAAUUCAAAAGUGUCCUCGAAGUUAGAACUCAGAACUUGAAGCACCAAAAGAGUCGACGGGAGCAGUUCUCGCAGAGCAGCUCCGUCACUACCGGACUGCCACCCUCGGCGCUGUCUGGCCACACUGGAUCUGUGCUGCUGGCGGACGAGCACGCAGCCGGGGGAAGUGACUACGCAAUCGACAUGGACGGCAGGCCACGGCAGAUGCAGGCACAGCAGAUGAUGCUAUUAGACGAACAGGAUUCCUAUUUGCAAAGCAGAGCUGACACAAUGCAGAGCAUUGAGAGCACCAUUGUGGAACUGGGCUCCAUUUUCCAGCAGCUGGCACACAUGGUCAAAGAACAGGAAGAGAUGGUGCAAAGGAUUGAUGCCAACGUAGAGGACACGUCUCUCAACGUGGAGGCCGCGCACUCUGAGAUUUUGAAAUAUUUUCAGUCAGUGACUUCCAAUCGUUGGUUGAUGGUGAAGGUGUUUGCAGUCCUCAUCAUCUUCUUCAUCAUCUUUGUUGUUUUCGUGGCGUAGGACUGGCUGUAAUUUAUGCUAAAACAGAGUUUCGUUGAAUUACAAAAAUAAAACAUUUCAUUUUAUGUCACAA